ACAGCAUCCUCAUCCGCAGCCCCGGCAGCCCCCAGACUACACCACGGAGCUGGGGAGGGGGCAGAUCGAGUGCGUGCCUUCAAGGUGGAUAACAAUGAUCUGUCAAACUCUCAAAAGGAACAGCAUGGAAACUGACAAUCUGAACUGUUAAUGGGGUCAUGGGACUCACAUUGCCGUUGAUCACUUGUGUGGAUUUAACCAGUGAAGAGAAACAGAAACUGCUAGAACGGCAUCAGGCAUUAGCAGAGCACUGAAGGCCAUCAAGUUCUGUUCUUUUAAUUUCUACCUGGGAGAAUGUCUGAGCAGGGAAAAGGAGAAGAAGCUGGAAACGAACAAGACUCAGCCGUCUCCCAACAAGAGAAUUGCAUCCUUAGCUCAGAGGCAGAUGAAAAGGAAGAAAAUGGAAAGUCAGACCAGAAACGAGGUGCUAACCAGAACCAGCAGAAAAAGAGAUCCAAGUCAGGAGGGAAGGCAAAACUUGUACGAAGUCUCGCUGUAUGCGAAGAAUCAUCCCCUCGCCUGGAAGCUGAGAAUGACAAUCAGGAAUCAAUACAACUACAGCUUUCAAGUUUUCCCAGCCUACAAGAAGAGGAUAAAUCUAGUAAAGAUGACUCAGAGAAAGAAAAAGAGAAGGAUAAAAACAGAGAAAAAGAUAAAAACAAUGAAAAACCCAAGAUAAGAAUGUUAUCAAAAGACUGCAGCCAAGAAUAUACAGACUCAACAGGCAUAGAUUUACAUGAAUUUCUGGUUAACACACUAAAGAAUAAUCCUAGGGAUAGAAUGAUACUAUUAAAAAUGGAACAGGAGAUUAUUGACUUUAUUAGUGACAACUGCAAUCAUUAUAAAAAGUUCCCCCAGAUGUCAUCGUAUCAGCGAAUGCUGGUGCACAGAGUGGCAGCGUACUUUGGCAUGGAUCAUAAUGUGGAUCAAACUGGAAAAUCUGUAAUUAUCAACAAGACCAGCAAUAUGAGAAUACAAAAUGGGCCCAUGACCAGAAGCCUGGACCAAUGCAAUAGUAGUUCCAAUCUACAAAUCAGACCAGAGCAAAGGUUUUCUGAACAUUUAAAAGAUGAAAAAGGUGAAGAUUCCCAGAAGCGAUUUAUCUUGAAGCGAGAUAACUCUAGUAUUGAUAAAGAAGACAACCAGCAAAACAGAAAUCAUCCAUUUAGAGAUGACAGACGAAGUAAAUCAAUUGAAGAGAGAGAAGAGGAGUAUCAGAGGGUGAGGGAGAGAAUAUUUGCACAAGAUUCAGUUUGCUCCCAGGAAAACCUUUUGGUGGAUAACAGGGUGUUGGAGGAUAGUAUGUGUAAUGAAACUCUGAAAAAAAGACAGCUCUUCAGGGGGAAUAGAGAUAGUACGAGUAAGACAUCUGGGAGUCGGCAAAGCAGUACAGAUAAUGAAUUGAAAUGGACAGAUCACCAGAGGCCAUGGAGCAGCACAGACUCAGACAGUUCCGGUCGCAACUUGAAGCCAGCCAUAACAAAGACAGCAAGUUUGGGUGGAAUAUCUGUUCUGACAAGAGGAGAUAGCUCAUCAAGUAACAGAAGUACUGGCAAACUGUCUAAAGCAGGUUCAGAGUCUUCCAGCAGCGCUGGGUCCUCAGGAUCUCUUUCACGAACACAUCAGCCUCUCACAAAUGCAUCUGUUGUCCCUGGAGUUACAACCACCUCUUCGAGUAGCAUUCCCUAUUCAGAAAAUGGGAUAACUGGCCAGGUAGUGCCAAGCAACACCAGCUAUAUCAUUCUUCCACUUGAAGCUGCAGGGAUACCACCAGGAAGUAUCCUGCUCAAUCCACACACAGGUCAACCAUUCGUAAACCCUGAUGGUACACCUGCAAUAUACAACCCACCCAACAAUCAGCAGUCAGUUAGAGGCCAGAUGGUUGGACAGUCUCAGCAGUCACCCUCAUCACAACAACCUGGACAGCAAUCGCAGCAGCAAAUUGCAAGUCACCUUGUCACACAGCCUAUUCAGGCUUUGCAGCCUUCUUCACAAUCUGUCCAGUAUCCAGCAGUUUCCUACCCCCCUCAGCAUCUUCUGGCAGUGUCUCCAACACAACAGUUUCCUGUGCGAGAUGAUAUGACAACACAAUUUAGCCAGAUGAACUUAAGUCGCCAGUCAUCAGGAGACAACCCUGAUUCACCUUCUGGCCCUGUCUACCCAUCACCUAUCCUACAACAGUCUUCCCCACAGACUGGUUAUGUCAUGGCAUCCCCAAGCCAGCAGCUCCCUUCUGGAGGUUUUACAGGUUCAGGUCCACCGGUAUCUCAACAAGUACUACAGCCUGCACCUCCACCACAGGGUUAUGUGCAGCAGCCACCACCUACACAGAUGCCUGUGUAUUACUACCCAUCUGGUCAAUACCCUACCUCAGCAACUCAGCAGUACAGACACAUCGCCUCAGUUCAAUACAAUACCCAGCGAAGUCCACAGAUACCACAGACAACCCAGCAAACAGGUUACCAAUCUGUCUUACCUAAUCAACAACAAGGGUAUCAAGGACUCAUGGGAAUGCAGCAGCCUCCCCAAAGUCAGAACUUAAUGAAUAAUCAACAGGGAAAUCAGGUGCAGGGCAUGAUGGUCCAAUAUCCAGCCAUGUCUUCUUAUCAGGUGCCAAUGACCCAGGGUUCUCAAGGACUGCCACAACAGUCAUAUCAACAGCCAAUCAUGCUACCUAAUCAAUCAGGUCAACCAACAAUUACAGCCACUGGAAUGCCCGUUUACUGUAAUGUCAUACCUCCUUCUCCACAGAACAAUUUCCGGUUGAUUGCACCACACUGUCCCUCCAAUAAUGUCCCAGUUAUUUCUACCAACUGCAGGACAAACUGUGCAAGUAUUAGCAAUGCUGGAUGGCAGGUAAAGUACUGAAGCUGUGAAAUUGUAAUGCAGAUAUAUACAGGUAGCUGUGUUUCUUUCCUUUUUUAAAGACAUCUAUCUCAUAGCCUUUGAAUCAAAAGAGGAACACAACAAGAAUAAUUGAUUGAGGUGCAUAGAGACAGUGCAGCUGGAAAUAUGUAAACAAUAACAAAAACACAUAAUUCAUUAUUUGCUGGUUAAUGGUGCAUAUUUUUGUCAUGUCUGCUAGGUAUGCUUUUAAAGCUUAGCUAGUGACAUGAAAUCAUUGAGGUAAGAUUUUUUCCUACCACUGAACACCACUGUGUAGAUUAUAGUAUCCCUAAUUCAGAUUAGUUUUGUAUUUUGUGUUGCGUUUGUGAAUCAAAAACUAUUUAAAAAUAUAAUAAAAUCAUAUUGUACCAAAGUUGUAAUGGACAUUUUAAAAAAAUAUGCUGAAUGGAAGAAAUAAUUUAUAUACACAAUAAGAGUUUUUUAUGGAUAUCUACUGUAUUGUAGUGUUACAUCACAAUAAACUUACUUGACCUCAUGAAGAAAGGUCAGCUUUCUACUUUCUA
This is a messenger RNA of Pogona vitticeps (central bearded dragon), 3410 nucleotides long. The record is from RefSeq and is a predicted model, not a curated record. NCBI's taxonomy places the organism in Eukaryota, Metazoa, Chordata, Lepidosauria, Squamata, Agamidae.